AUGACGAACAUGCACCCGAGGCUGCCAGCGAGCUCCGCCGACGGCGACGACACCGGCAACAGCGUCAUCGGUGCAUACCGCGUCUUCUACGCAGUCGCCGUCGUGUGCAUUUCCGUCGUCAUCGUUUGUGUGCUCGUCGCUUCCUCUUCCGUCGCCGCAUGGAAAGCUUGCGGCUUCGCAGCCAUGGCGGCUCUGCUCCUCGGCGUCGUUGGCUACUUCGCUCCCAAGGCAUGGAUUCGUGGAAGGGGGAGGCCAGCGAGCGCGCUGCUAGCUGUCACGGCCACGCCGGGCCGGACACGGACACGGGCGCCAGGGUGCGCAUGCGUGUUGCCCGCGAACGUGCCGCUGCCGCCGGCGUUCGCGUACCUGUGCCCGCUCAAGAGCGACGGCAGCAGCAAGCAGGAGGCCACCACGAGCCGCGUGAUGUGCUCGGUCUGCCUAGAGGGCGUGCACGGCGGCGAGAUGGUGCGGCAGCUGCCGGCGUGCAGGCACAUCUUCCACGUGGAGUGCGUUGACAUGUGGCUGCAGUCCCACCGGACAUGUCCGACGUGCAGAUCCGUGACCAAGCCGCCGGUAAUGCUGACAGUGAAGGCGGCGGCGACUGAAGAGGCGCCGGAGUCGUUGCCGCCGGUGUAG
This is a messenger RNA of Lolium perenne, 636 nucleotides long. The record is from RefSeq and is a predicted model, not a curated record. NCBI's taxonomy places the organism in Eukaryota, Viridiplantae, Streptophyta, Magnoliopsida, Poales, Poaceae.